This is a messenger RNA of Eubalaena glacialis (North Atlantic right whale), 3092 nucleotides long. RefSeq names its product interleukin 34 (gene IL34). Gene Ontology annotation, biological process: positive regulation of protein phosphorylation; positive regulation of macrophage differentiation; positive regulation of monocyte differentiation. Lineage: Eukaryota; Metazoa; Chordata; Mammalia; Artiodactyla; Balaenidae. The record is from RefSeq and is a predicted model, not a curated record. Bases 1834 to 2541 code for a protein of 235 amino acids. Gene Ontology annotation, molecular function: macrophage colony-stimulating factor receptor binding; cytokine activity. The transcript has 7 exons.
GCAAGGCCUUGCUGACGGUGUGGCCAGUGUAGUCACAGCCUUGGGCACAGGGGUGGGACAUUAGCCAUAGUACAUUCCAGUGUGGGCAUUAUUGUCCUGCUGGAAGUUCCAGUGUGGGCAUUAUUGUCCUGCUGGCCAAACCAGGAAUCUGGUUUUGUCAGUCCAACUGAGAAACCAUUUCUUAGGAAACUUUUCUUGAACAACUACUUUUGCCAGGCAUUGACAUUCAGAAUAAUAUAUGCUAACAUCUUCUAGGCCAGCAUUUCCCAAACCAGGUGCUGUGGAAUCCUAGAUGUUAAUAAGGGACUCCAUAGUAAAGGAUUCUGUGCUUGCUUUCAGGGAAACAUGCAAACUAUCUUGGGUAGUUUGAUGCCUUGAGCAUAGCCCUUCCCCUGUCCCUUGCUCUCUACUUGUCCGCUGUUGGGGGAACUAAAGGAUUCCGUGAGGGAAUUGCCUGGCUGUCCAGUGGUUAGGACUUGGCGCUUUCACUGUCGUGGCCCGGGUUCAAUCCCUGGUCAGGGAACUAAGAUCCUGCAAGCCACGCAGUGCGGCUGAAAAAAAAAAAAGGAUCCCUUGGGGAAUUGGCCCACCCCUAAAUAUUCCAAAUAUAGUCUAAGUACAUUAGGGAGCUUGUUAGAGAUGGAGCUCCCCCUUAAGUUCCCACAGAGCUGUGCUAGCAGAACCAUUCUCAGCUCUCUGACGCAGGCAAAGUGAGAGUGUCCCUUGUCCUUGGAGAUCGGGUUGAGCAAAGGACCUCUCUUUCAUGUCAUCAGGAACUCCCACAAGUGCUGUGCCAGAUCACGUAUUACACCAGGACAGGCCAAGUCACGUAAGGAAGGAAGCCCUCUGGCUGUGUGAUCUUGGGUUAGAUACUUCAUCUCUCUGGGCUUAUGUCUCCAUCUGUAGACUGGGUAAUUGACUGGUCCUCGACACUGAUGAUAUUUAUCAAAGGCCUUUUCUCCAUCUAAUGUUUGUCCCCCUAUGUACACGUGCACUCCAGUCGCUACCACAUCACCCAGUUUUAUUAAGUUUUGUAGAGGGUUUUUGUCAGAAUAAACGUGUUCUGGAGAGGAGCUGGGGUAGCCCCUAAAACGACCUAGCCUGCCUGGGAGCCAAGACUUGGUUCUGCGGACUCCCACCAUUAACUUGCCACCGUUAACUUGCCAGGCGCACUUGGUCAGAAGAGUUCCGGUCUGAUCGUCUGGGUUUGUGGCCCCCUCCUACUCCACUCUCCAAGGCUGGCUGGGGCCACGUGGCCCUGCCCCGCCCUUGCUGGCUCCAGUUUCUGAGUCAGUUGCAGUGGCCUGCUUUCCCCGCCCUUCCCAUCAGUCGGGAAGCCUGGAUUGUGGGCUGGGGGAAGCCACAGCUUUUCCCACCUGGCACCCACUGCCCCCAGCUCCUAGGUACCUGUUCCAAGCCCUAGAAAACUUCAUCCUGGUAUGUGAACAGAGCCAGAUUUCACACUGAGCAGCUGCAGACAGAGAAAUCAGAGAAAGCACAACCCAGCCUCAGAUUCCGAGGGGCCUGCUGGGGACUCUCUCCUCCUGCUUGGAAGGAAGACCCCGAGGCAGCCGUUUCAGGCCAGGUCUUGGCUGCCAUGGGACUCACAGCCACCGCCCCCCGGCUGCCCUCUGCACUGCCAGGCAGAUAAGGGUGAGCCCUGCCCAGGAGCACCUGCCGCCUCCUGCUGGGCCACUCCUCCGUGGCUAGUCCUUCCUCGACUUUGGGCCACCUUUGCUGACCCGAGGCCAUGUAGGCCCCACUCAGGCCUCUGUGGAUAGACACAUUGCUGGGGACACCACCUCUGCUCUCUGGGAGACCCAGCGCACCACCAUGCCCCGGGGAUUCGCCUGGCUGCGCUAUCUCGGGAUCCUCCUGGGCAUGGCCUUGGGGAACGAGGGUUUGGAGGUGUGGCCCUUAACCCGGAGCGAGGAGUGUGCCAUCACUGGCUUUCUGCGGGACAAGCUGCAGUACCGGAACCGCCUUCAGUACAUGAAACACUACUUCCCCAUCAACUACAGGGUCAGUGUCCCUUAUGAGGGGGUACUCCGAAUGGCCAACGUCACCAGGCUGCAGAGGGCCCGGGUGAGCCAACAGGAGCUGCGAUAUCUGUGGGUCUUGGUGAGUCUCAGUGCUACUGAGUGGGUGCAGGAGGUGCUGCUCGAGGGCCAUCCAUCCUGGAAGUACCUGGAGGAGGUACAUACGCUGCUGCUGGAUGUCAAACAAGGCCUCCCGGGUGUGGAGGUCAGCCCCCAGGUGGAAGCAGUGUUGUCUCUCCUGAGUGCCCCAGGAAGCCUGAAGCCGGUGCGGCCCAAAGCUCUGCUGGACAACUGCUUGCGGGUCAUGGAGCUGUUGUACUGCUCUUGCUGUAAACAAAGCUCUGUCCUGAACUGGCAGGACUGUGAGGUGCCAAGGCCUCAGCCUCACAGCCCAGAGCCCUCGUCACAGUGUGUGGCCGCCCAGCUGUACCCCCUGCGCCAGCAGCCCCCCACCUCCCUGCCCCACUCCCCGGCAUCCACGGCUGGAGCCCCGGCUCAGUGAAGCUGCUGAGGGCACAGGGCGAAGGCCUCCUGCCCUGAGUGGCCUGCAUGGUAACUGGGUGGGGCAGCUGGAGGAGCUCCUGCAGGAGAUGGACUGGGCCUGAGGCUUCUCUGGGUGGUGGUGGGGAGAUCCUCUUGGGAGAGGAGACCCUAGAGGGGUAUUUCUCCUUUGAGGGGGACUCAGUGCCUGAGAAGGGUUCAGCUUCCCGCCUUCCAUACCUCCCAUGGUCUCACCUGGUGCGGUGGGCGCUGGGGGGCACCUGAAGGUCAAUGAAGACAGAGCCUACGGCCCCUCCUGGCACUGCCCGGGCUGCCCCCUUCCCUGAGGGCAGGGCUGACGGUCUCCUAAGCCCAAAGAGGUGAGAGCUGUACCAGGUGGGCAUGGUUGGGGGGGGACACGACUCAGCAAGGCCAGGGAGAGGGCAGCAAAGCUGGGGAGAGGGCAUAGCCAAAUGCCACAUCUUGCCACAGUUCCCUUUAUUUUUUCUAUUAAACACCUGCUUUGUUUUGGUUUGUUUUGGUUUGCUUUGCAUCUGCGAGGGUGAACCUGGA